Phaedon cochleariae (mustard beetle) is the source of this 1290-nucleotide messenger RNA. Lineage: Eukaryota; Metazoa; Arthropoda; Insecta; Coleoptera; Chrysomelidae. The record is from the annotation of a GenBank genome assembly.
AUGUUUUCCAAAUGUGUCACCAAAUUUUUGAGAAAUAUUAUUCAUGUAAUAUUAUUAGUUAUUAUCAAAAUGUGCAGUGUACAAAAAAAUGACAGUGCGGGAUGUUAUUAUACCUUCAAGGCGUUUGUUUAUUCAAAAAUCUCUCCAAAUCAUGAUUCUAAAGUUCCUUUUCCUCGGAGUGGACAUAGGAUAGGGGCAGACUCAUCCAAUUUUUAUUCAUUCGGUGGUUACAACCCAUUAGUGAGGGAUGAUGUGGAGCAAAAUGAUGAUGACAAUUUCUGGAUACAAUCUUAUCCACUGUUUCAAGAAUUAUGGAAAUUCAAUUUUGCAUCCAAGCAGUGGACAAAGUUUAAUAACAGUGAAACCCUUCCCAUGGAAUUGGCAUCCAAUGCACUUAUUCUACAUGGAAAUGUCUUGAUGGUUUAUGGGGGUACAGGUUCCCCAUUCGGAAUCAGAUCUAGCAAUCAACUUUAUGUAUGUAAAGUUAAUGAUGAAAAUGGUAUGAUGGUUGAAGUGAACACCACUGGUCAAUUACCUCUACCACUGUAUGGUCAAGCUGUUGUGUUCCAUAAUGAUUAUCUGUAUACUAUAGGUGGUACCACUGGUUUAGCAUACACAUGUGAUGUUCAUAGGUUGAACAUCAAAACGAUGCAUUGGGAGAUAGCGUACAUCUGCAACGGCCAAGGUGAAUACGAACCGAAGGGACGCUACAGACAUGAGGUGGGUUUCGAUGGCAAACGCAUUUACGUACUCGGCGGAGGUACCACCGACGAAGCUUACAGCUUCAAGUUCGUACCGACUUUCGAUGUGGAGAAGAAUGUGUGGUUCAAGCAGAAAACUGUCAAGGACGGCAGACGAGGUUAUCCAGCGGCGAGACGAUGUCACGGAGCCGUCCAAAUAACCAGCAACGACACCGUCCAAGUGUUCAUAACGGGCGGCCAUGACGGCGAAAACAUCUUCAACGACCUGUGGCGGCUCGACCUCGCCACCAAUCACUGGACGUGCUUCGUCACCUGUCAGUUGCCGCAGCCUACUUACUUCCACGCCACCGCCGUCACUCCCGAAGGGAAACUGUACGUUUUUGGGGGGAAUUACAGUGUCAAUGAUGACGUCAGACGGAGUAAUUCGGUUUAUGCUACGUGGCUGUGCAUUCCGAAGUUGAGCGAGAUUUGUUGGGAGGCGGUGUUGUUUUAUAGUCCGCAUAUAAACAGGUGUAAGAGUAGCGAUUUGGUUGAUAUCGGGUUGCCUAGGCAUUUCAUUCAGAGGUUAGGUAACGUCGAGUCUGCUUGA